Naegleria lovaniensis is the source of this 2025-nucleotide messenger RNA. RefSeq lists its product as uncharacterized. The record is from RefSeq and is a predicted model, not a curated record. The transcript has a single exon. The coding region runs from base 1 to 2025 and encodes 674 amino acids. Lineage: Eukaryota; Heterolobosea; Eutetramitea; Acrasida; Naegleriidae.
AUGUCAACUCUAUUCAAAGGAAGUGCUUGUUUCUGUCCCUCCUUGUAUUGGAUGAUCACAGGUGAGGUUGAAAUUGAGAAAGAGCCUUUCGCAGCUGUGCAAGAGGAUGAUCUUUCUCAUCUCUUGUUUUCAAACGAGAAAGCACUACCAUCGUCAUCCACUCGUUUGCAUCAUCAAAAGAGAAACGAUGGCAAGUCUCAUCAUGACAGUAGUGGUGACCACGAAAACGACAUUAGCCUUUCUUCAACAUCAGCCUUGUCAUUUGCUGAAUACUCUGAAGGGGCACAACCAAAACACAACCAGUUGCUCCGAAGAGAGCUUCUUGUGGAAAAUACCCAAGAGGAGCAGGCAGUGCUUAUUAUUUGUAAUUUGCAAGAUGAGACAAGUAUUGGGAAGGGAUGGUCAUCUCGAAAGAAAGAUCUUCACAAGAACAGCAGUUCCAAAGUGAUUCAUCGUUCGCAACUUGCUCCAGGCCAAGUAUUGUACAUUCCCAAAUCGAAGGUCUAUGUCAACGCUCCGCAAGAGCAAGCUCAAAGCAACCAAUCUUCGAUCAAAUACUUGGUCGUGGCAAGCCAUGUCAAGUUGGUUCCAAGGAAGAGUGCCAUUUUCAAUUUUUUCGAGAAUACUCUUGAAUUAAGGUUGGCUCAAUAUCACCAACAAAAGCAACUUUUAGAUCAUGCAGAGGAACAUGCUACAGUCACAGAGAGAUUUCAACACCCAACGUCUAUGACUUAUCAUCGUGAUGUACAACAGCAACAACAUGAUGACCAUACCCCUAACAAAACUUUGUCGAGCAAUUCCAUAGAAAAGAAAAGAAAAUUAGUGGACACCUCAGUACAGUGUGACAAUAUGUACGUACAACAACAUGAUACAAAGAGAGUGACACGAACGUCCCCCACGUUACAACUCCAUCGACAACAGCACUCUCGUUCACAAGCUGAAGAUCACAAAGAGACUUUACAACAUGACACUAUCCUUUCUCCUACAAGCCCUUACAAUGACAAUUUCGAAUUGGAAAGGAGGAGAAUUGAAGUUUUCAAGCAAAAGUUAAAGGAAAUUGUCAAAAAGCACAGCAGUAGCAAUAGUUGUUCCAUUGCACAAAUUCAACUUCCUGACCGAAGCAGCACAAAGAGAAAGAAAAAGACCACAACGACAACCUCUUCUUCCAAAGCAAGUGGAAAGUAUAUGGCAUCAGUUGAAAAGGACGCCAUUUCUGAAAUGUCUAUCGCUUCCUCUGUUGCUUCGUGCAUGUCAUUUUCUCCCAACAUGUUGGAAAAUAUUUCAGAUUUGAACAAGUCCUUCACCCUUUCGAACAAGAGUGUGCAAAGAGAAAAGGUGUCAGCCAAUUUGGAUGAGGCCUUCAUUGUCAGCGACUCUCAAACUGGUGCGUACAUGGAAGAGGCGCAAAUUUCAGGUGAUGGAACUCCAAGCUUGUGUUGUGGAGAUGACAAUAGCCAAACAAACAUGCCUCAACCAGCAACAACAUCCUCAAAAGUGUGCACUGAGGAAAGUAAGGGAAUUUCACGCCUUAGUAGGUCACCAGCUCUGUUAACACCAUCUCCUCUUAUCGAAGUUGUUCGUUACAACCCAGUAGUAGCGACAAAAGAAGAUCUCAACAUGUCAUCACAGAUUCAUGAAACUUCCCUCACACACAUUUCUGAUAGUGUCAAUACUACAAUUAUUUUCAUGGACGAUUCUCCCGUUGAGUCCAAGGGAGCUCAAAUAUCAGAGGUCGUGGCUCGUUCUCCCAAAUCGGAUAAAUGUCUCCCUGGUAUCAUUGAACAAGAAACAGUAGACAGCCAAAAGCUCAUGGAACAUCGAUCCGUCAUGAUUCGAACAUCAACAGGUGAUACUUCCACAUGUGAGCCAAUGAUAAACGUGUCUUCAUCGGCCUCCUUAAUCGAAGCACCAUCUCCAAUUCCAUCCUUACUCAAAGUUAAUUCCCAGCCGUCACAAGAUGAUAGUGGACUAUUGAAUGCAGCACAAUUGUUAUCGAGUAUGAAAAGUCCAGCCCUAGCAAAGUAA